AAACGCACUGUGAUGAUGAUUCUCUCUCUUCCCCUCUCUCUCUGAAACUCAUGCAGACGCAUCUGUAGCAGCAGCAGCUCGCCGCGGCCAUUGAAUCCCCCCCUGCGCUCGCGCGAGCAUGGCCUCCAUCACCUCCGUCCAGUUGAAUUACCUCGUCUUCCGCUACCUUCAAGAAUCGGGUUUUACACAUUCCGCAUUUGCCUUGGGAUAUGAGGCAGGCAUUAACAAAUGCACAAUUGAUGGGAAUAUGGUUCCCCCUAGUGCUCUUAUUAUGUUGGUGCAGAAAGGACUUCAGUAUCUGGAGAUGGAAGCAAACUUGAAUAGCAGUGACACAGAUGUGGAUGAGGACUUCUCCUUCUUGGAACCAUUGGAUCUUAUUACAAAGGAUGUCUAUGAACUCAGGAAAAUUAUAAGAGAGAAAAAGAAAAAUUUGCAAAAAGAUAGAGAUAAAGAUAGAGAAUUAGAUAAGGACCAUGAAGCUGAGCGUGGGCGGGCAAGGGAGAAAGAUAGACAUGAAAAGGAGAAGGAACUUGAAAAGGAUAGGGAACGGAAAGAGAAAGAGAAAGAGAAAGAGAAAGAGAAAGAGAAAGAGAAAGAGAAAGAGAAAGAGAAAGAGAAGGAGAAAGAAAAAGAGAAAGAGAAGGAGAAAGAAAAAGAGAAAGAGAAGGAGAAAGAGAAGGAGAAAGAGAAGGAGAAAGAGAAAGAGAAAGAGAAAGAGAAAGAGAAAGAGAAGGAGAAGGAGAAGGAGAAGGAGCAACCAAAACAUCGGGAAGAUCACUCUGAAAAGGAAAUAAUUGUGAAUCAAGAGGUGGACAGGAACCAUACAAAGCAUGAAGAAAAUGGACCUUCUGGACCUGAACCAAUGGAAAUUUCUACUGCGUCAACUUCUCAGCCAUGUGAGAUUCCUAGUACAGAUGUGACAAUAUUAGAAGGACAUACUUCUGAGGUUUGCGCCUGUGCAUGGAGUCCUGCAGGUUCACUUCUUGCUUCAGGAUCUGGAGAUUCUACUGCUCGCAUAUGGACCAUACCUGAUGGGACCGCUAAAUCUAGUCUACAAAAUGGUCUCCCAGACGUUCUGAUAUUGAAGCAUGUAAAGGGUAGGACAAAUGAAAAGAGCAAAGACGUCACUACUCUUGAUUGGAAUGGGGACGGAACACUUCUUGCAACAGGUUCAUAUGAUGGGCAAGCAAGAAUUUGGACCACAAAUGGUGAACUGAAGACCACUUUGAGUAGACAUAAAGGGCCCAUAUUCUCUCUAAAAUGGAACAAGAAAGGAGACUAUCUGCUCACAGGAAGCUGUGACAAAACUGCUAUUGUGUGGGAUGUAAAGGCAGAGGAAGGGAAACAGCAAUUUGAAUUUCACUCAGGUCCAACACUUGAUGUUGACUGGCGCAACAAUGUUUCAUUUGCAACAAGCUCCACAGACAACAUGAUAUUUGUCUGCAAGAUUGGAGAAAAUCGCCCAAUCAAAACUUUUGCGGGGCAUCUGGGUGAGGUGAAUUGUGUCAAAUGGGAUCCAACUGGCACAUUGUUAGCCUCUUGCUCUGAUGACAUUACUGCAAAGAUAUGGAGCAUGAAGCAGGACAAGUAUGUUCAUGACUUAAGGGAGCAUUUAAAGGAAAUAUAUACCCUCAGGUGGAGCCCCACUGGAUCUGGCACAAACAAUCCUAACCAGCAGUUAGUGCUCGCAAGUGCAUCAUUCGAUUCGACAGUGAAAUUGUGGGAUGUUGAACUGGGGAAACUUAUUUACAGCUUGAAUGGUCACAGGGAACCUGUAUAUUCUGUAGCAUUUAGCCCCAAUGGAGAAUAUUUGGCCAGUGGAUCUCUUGAUAAAUCCGUUCACAUCUGGUCACUGAAGGAGGGUAAGAUCGUGAAGACAUACACUGGUAAUGGAGGAAUCUUUGAAGUCUGUUGGAAUAAGGAAGGUGACAAAAUCGCCGCAUGUUUUGCAAACAAUACAGUUUGUGUCUUGGAUUUUAGAAUGUGAAGUCUAGAGGGCUUUUCAAGUGUUAGAACUCAGGCAAUCACCAAGAAGACAUGGGCUUUGCCUACUUUGGUUGCCGUGGCUGUGCUCUGCAGGUGUGUAGGUCAUGCAUGUUUAACCCUAGGCAGUAGGCUUUCUCUCACUGAUUCUGACCUCUCUUAUCGUAUCUUCUCUUGGCAAUUUGUCAGUUUUCACUUUCCAGCCAGAUUGUUUGUAGGAACCAUGUACAUAUGUAAUUUGCUAAUUGUAGCCUUCACAUGGACAAAUUUGAAUUGCAAAUGCUUUUUAGAUGUGUAUGUUCCCAGAGUGCAGCUCCAUCACGGUUCUGA
Molecule: messenger RNA, 2313 nt
Organism: Eucalyptus grandis
Lineage: Eukaryota; Viridiplantae; Streptophyta; Magnoliopsida; Myrtales; Myrtaceae
Product: WD40 repeat-containing protein HOS15
Exons: 14
Coding region: 119-1987 (622 amino acids)
Biological process (GO): regulation of transcription by RNA polymerase II
Cellular component (GO): histone deacetylase complex
Molecular function (GO): protein binding; transcription corepressor activity
Source: RefSeq, a predicted model, not a curated record